Miscanthus lutarioriparius is the source of this 2286-nucleotide messenger RNA. The record is from the annotation of a GenBank genome assembly. NCBI's taxonomy places the organism in Eukaryota, Viridiplantae, Streptophyta, Magnoliopsida, Poales, Poaceae.
AUGCUCCCUUCCCGCCAUCUCCGCGCCGCCGCGCGGCAGCGAAGCCACAGGCGGCCGGCCGCCCCUGCCGACGCCUGCAUUACCGGCAAGCCCGAUGCGGAGGUGAUCCGGCGCAACAAGGCCAUCACGGCGCACAUGCGUGCAGGCCGCGUUCCAGACGCCGAGCGCCUCUUCGCCGCGAUGCCCCGCCGCUCCACCUCCACCUACAACGCCAUGCUCGCCGGGUACGCCGCCAACGGACGCCUCCCGCUGGCGCUCUCCUUCUUCCGCUCCAUUCCGCGGCCCGAUUCCUUCUCCUACAACACGCUCCUGCACGCGCUGGGGGUGUCAUCGUCACUCGCCGACGCGCGCGCCCUGUUCGACCAAAUGCCUGUGAAGGAUUCCGUAUCCUACAACGUCAUGAUCUCGUCUCACGCCAACCAUGGUCUGGUCUCACUCGCACGGCACUACUUUGACCUCGCCCCAGAGAAGGAUGCUGUCUCAUGGAAUGGCAUGCUUGCUGCGUAUAUCCGGAACGGACGGAUCCAAGAUGCAAGGGAGCUGUUUGAUUCAAGGACAGAGUGGGAUGCCAUUUCUUGGAAUGCUUUGAUGGCUGGGUAUGUGCAGUGCAGUCAGAUAGAAGAAGCUCAGAAAAUGUUUAAUAGAAUGCCACAGAGAGAUGUCGUUUCCUGGAAUACUAUGGUGUCCGGUUAUGCGAGGAGAGGAGAUAUGGCUGAGGCAAGAAGGUUGUUUGAUGUGGCUCCAAUUAGAGAUGUGUUCACCUGGACAGCUGUUGUCUCAGGAUACACACAAAAUGGGAUGCUCGAAGAGGCCAAGAGGGUGUUUGAUGCCAUGCCAGAGAAGAAUGCUGUGUCGUGGAAUGCAAUGAUGGCUGCAUAUGUCCAGCGGAGGAUGAUGGAGGAGGCAAAGGAGUUGUUUGAUGCUAUGCCCUGCAGGAAUGUGGCUUCGUGGAACACAAUGUUGACGGGGUACGCUCAGGCUGGGAUGCUGGAUGAGGCGAGGGCAAUUUUUGGCAUGAUGCCACAGAAGGAUGCAGUCUCAUGGGCCGCAAUGCUGGCUGCGUAUUCACAAGGUGGUUUCAGUGAGGAAACACUGCAGCUGUUCAAAGAGAUGGGGCGUUGUGGUGAGUGGGUGAAUAGGUCAGCAUUUGCUUGUGUUUUGAGCACAUGUGCUGACAUUGCUGCACUUGAGUGUGGAAUGCAGCUGCAUAGUAGGUUGAUUAAGGCUGGUUAUGGGGUGGGCUGCUUUGUUGGUAAUGCACUCCUAGCUAUGUACUUCAAAUGCGGGAACAUGGAGGAAGCUCACAGUGCAUUUGAAGAGAUGGAGGAGAGGGAUAUUGUUUCGUGGAAUACUAUGAUUGCAGGUUAUGCACGACAUGGUUUUGGCAAGGAAGCACUUGAGGUUUUUGAUACGAUGAGGAAAACAUCUACCAAGCCAGAUGAUAUUACUUUGGUUGGAGUACUUUCAGCAUGUAGUCAUUCUGGCUUGGUUGAGAAAGGGAUUUCAUACUUCUAUUCGAUGCACCGAGAUUUUGGUGUGACAGCAAAACCUGAACACUACACUUGUAUGAUAGAUCUUCUUGGCCGGGCUGGGCGAUUGGAUGAAGCAGUUAAUCUUAUGAAGGACAUGCCUUUUGAGCCUGACUCUACCAUGUGGGGUGCAUUACUUGGUGCCAGUAGGAUCCACCGCAACUCUGAACUAGGCAGGAAUGCAGCUGAGAAAAUAUUUGAGUUGGAACCUGAAAAUGCAGGCAUGUAUGUCUUGCUUUCGAAUAUAUAUGCAUCAUCUGGCAAAUGGCGUGAUGUGGACAAGAUGAGACUUAUGAUGCAUGAACGUAGUGUGAAGAAGGUUCCAGGAUUCAGUUGGAUUGAGGUGCAGAACAAAGUCCACACUUUCUCAGUGGGUGAUUCUGUGCAUCCUGAAAGAGAAGACAUAUAUGCUUUCCUGGAAGACCUUGACAUCAGGAUGAAAAAGUCUGGAUAUGUAUCAGCUACAGAUAUGGUUUUGCAUGAUGUGGAGGAGGAAGAGAAGGAGCACAUGUUAAAGUAUCAUAGUGAGAAGCUUGCUGUUGCUUAUGGUAUUCUAAAAAUUCCUCCUGGGAGGCCCAUCCGGGUGAUAAAGAACUUGAGACUAAUGGACAGUGUCCUUCACAAAGAGUGCGUCCACUGGCAUGGAAGAGAAGGUGCUGAAGUUGGUUGGGAUGGGCUUUCCAGAGGAUCUGAUGAGCAGUGCCCUGAAGAGUGUCAAUUGUCAAUGUCUAUGCUGUAUAAAUUCUCAAUGUUGUGA